AUGGCUUCAACUGCCCCAUCUCCGAAAUCUUCGCCUCCUGCGGAUUCACCAACUUCCCUUGUUACCUCGCCACCACCACCUUCUUCCCCUUCUCCAUCAAAUUCUUCAACUCCACCUCCUCAGUCUCCUCCACCCCCAGUCUCUACCGCUUCUCCUCCGUCGACACCAGCUUUACCCCCACCAGCAUCGUCACCUCCUCCAAUCUCACCACCACCUACACCACCUUCCCCACCUGCUACCUCACCACCAACGCCUCCUUCAUCGCCACCUACAGUAUCACCCCCGCCAUCUGCCCCUCCUCCAGCCGUGACUUCGCCCUCCCCUCCGGAUUUGUCCCCACCACCUCCAUCAGGAAGUUCUUCUCCUCCUCAGGCGUCCUCUACACCUCCAGCGCCACCACCUCCCCUUCGAGCCAUCUCACCUUCUUCAUCUCCACCUCCUCCAGCCAAUGUCCCAACGCCGCCUUCUUCCAAUUCUCGACCUCCACCAGUAGCAAAGUCACCAACAAGCACUCCUCCACCAACUAUGCUUACACCUCCUCCAUCUGAAUCUGCCCCGAAUACCACAUUGGUAUCACCUCCUCCUUCAGUCCCCUCACUCUACUCACCUCCUCCGAUUUUCUCUCCUCCUCCACCAAGUAAUUCCUCUUCCGGAAAUCUCAAUACAACAUCUACAAAAACAGGUGGGUUAAGCACGGGAGGGUUUGUGGCAAUUGGUAUCGUGUUUGGGAUCCUAGUGAUUAGUCUUGCUGUGAUGGCUAUGUGGUUCUUACAUAAACGCAAGAAAAGGAUAAAUAGAAAAAAUGUAUGCUACUCCAUGCCUUCUCCAUUUGCCUCCUCACAGAAUUCAGAUUCAUUCUUUCUAAAGCCCUAUUCUCCAGCUCCCCUAGUAGAAAAUGACUCUGGCAGCAAUUUUUUGAAUACAUCAUCAGAUCCCGGCGGUGUAAGCAAUUCAAGGUCAUGGUUCACUUAUGAAGAAUUAGUCCGGGCCACAAAUGGGUUCUCAGCACAAAAUAUUUUGGGUGAAGGUGGAUUUGGUUGUGUUUACAAAGGUGUCCUGGCAGAUGGGAAAGACGUAGCUGUUAAACAGUUAAAAAUUGGUGGUGGACAGGGUGAGCGUGAAUUUAGAGCAGAAGUCGAGAUAAUUAGCAGAAUACACCAUCGUUAUUUGGUUUCCCUGGUGGGUUACUGUAUAUCUGAGCAUCAAAGAUUACUUGUCUACGAAUAUGUCCCAAACAAUACUCUUCAUUAUCACCUCCAUGGUGAGGGCGGGCCCAUUAUGGAUUGGGCAAUCCGAAUGAAGGUUGCUGCUGGUGCAGCCCGUGGACUAGCUUACCUACAUGAAGACUGCCAUCCCCGCAUCAUUCACAGGGAUAUUAAAUCCUCAAACAUCCUUCUUGACAACAACUUUGAAGCUCGGGUUGCAGAUUUUGGACUUGCAAAGUUGGCAUUGGAUUCAAAUACCCACGUAACCACACGUGUGAUGGGAACUUUUGGUUACAUGGCUCCAGAAUACGCAACAAGUGGCAAAUUGACUGAAAAGUCUGAUGUUUAUUCCUUUGGGGUUGUGCUUUUGGAGCUGGUUACAGGCCGCAAGCCUGUGGAUGCCUCUCAGCCAUUGGGUGAUGAGAGCCUGGUUGAAUGGGCUCGACCAUUGCUUUCUCAAGCACUUCAAGAUGAAGACUUUGAAGGGUUGGUGGAUCCAAGGCUAGAAAAGAACUAUGUUGGAAAGGAAAUGUUUCGGAUGGUUGAGGCAGCUGCAGCUUGUGUGCGUCAUUCAGCUGUGAGAAGGCCAAGAAUGAGUCUGGUGGUGAGAGCUUUAGAGUCUUUGGAUGAACUUCCAGAUCUCACCAAUGGAAUGAAACCUGGCCAAAGUAAACAAUUUGAUCCAGCGCAACAAUCUGCACUAAUCAGGAUGUUUCAGAGGAUGGCAUUCGGUAGUCAAGAACACAGUUCUGAGUUCUUUGAUCGAACAGAGAGUAGCUGGAGGAGUGUCUCGCAUGGUUACCGGAGAAACACAUCAUCUGCAAAUUCAUCUUAG
Messenger RNA from Juglans microcarpa x Juglans regia, 2040 nucleotides. RefSeq names its product proline-rich receptor-like protein kinase PERK8. Gene Ontology annotation, biological process: protein phosphorylation. Gene Ontology annotation, molecular function: protein kinase activity; ATP binding. NCBI's taxonomy places the organism in Eukaryota, Viridiplantae, Streptophyta, Magnoliopsida, Fagales, Juglandaceae. The record is from RefSeq and is a predicted model, not a curated record.